Messenger RNA from Cinara cedri, 511 nucleotides. NCBI's taxonomy places the organism in Eukaryota, Metazoa, Arthropoda, Insecta, Hemiptera, Aphididae. The record is from the annotation of a GenBank genome assembly.
AUGGACGUGUUUGGUAGUACUUUAGAGUGUGAAAGUAAUAAGAUGAUCGACGGAUUCGUAGCAACAAUUAAAACAUUACAAGAAGAUAUAGCAAAAAUAACCGACUGGAUGGAAAUACAAGAAAACAAAUUUCUCGCUCUCGACAAAAAAUCUGAUGAAAUAGUGAUAAAAAUAAAUAAUAUUGAAACAUCUGCAAAUUAUUUAAUCGCAGGUAUAAUUACCAUUUCCAAUCUAGAUUCUAGAUUAAGUAAAAUAGAAAAGCGUAUGCCGCUCAGUAUAGAUAAAACCUUCGUGUUAGAAAGACGUGUGUAGCACAAUGUCGUCAGGUAUACUAGAUAUCGAGUGCAUUUUAAGAUCGGAUAAUAAGUAUCUAAUCAUGAAAAUGUCUAUAAUAGAUACUGACACGUGGGCAACACAACAUUGGAUAUUCAAAAAUUCACCUUGUGCUCAAAAUGGAAAAAGUCGCAAGACGAAUAAAUGGCUCGAACAUAAUUUUCACCAUAUGACUUAA